Molecule: messenger RNA, 3216 nt
Organism: Trametes versicolor FP-101664 SS1
Lineage: Eukaryota; Fungi; Basidiomycota; Agaricomycetes; Polyporales; Polyporaceae
Exons: 8
Coding region: 19-2826 (935 amino acids)
Biological process (GO): mitotic spindle assembly checkpoint signaling; endoplasmic reticulum to Golgi vesicle-mediated transport
Cellular component (GO): RZZ complex
Source: RefSeq, a predicted model, not a curated record
GGUUUCCCUACUGUAGCUAUGGCAUUCCCGAUUCCCUCGCACUUACCUCGCAAGAAGGAUGCUCGAGACGUCUCUACUCAGAUACUGACCAAAAUAUCUGAGACAACUCUGAAGGACCUCAACUCCAGCGCAGCGUCAUCCUGGGUCUCAGAAUUGGAGGACACCAUCUCACUAACGAAGGCUCACAUUCACGAGCGCAUCUCCAACGACCUUCCUGACUUCGAGCGACAACUAUCCACCUCCGUCUCUGUGCAAGAACGCUUGCAGUCCUUGUCACAGAAUGUCAAUGUCCUGAGCGAGAACAUAUCAAAUCCCCAGUCAGGUUUGGUCCCAAAUCUCCUCAGCACCCUCACAAGUCACGCCAAGCUUGCGCAAGAGGUUGCGGACGCGCGGUCAAGGCAUGACGCCCUCGCCCACUUGCUUCGGUGUAGGAACGAGCUGAAGCGGUUAACACGGCUCGUCGAAGGUGGCGAGCUGCCCGAAGCGACUACGGCUGGUUCAUCGCUUGAGGAAAGCAUUUCGCGCGCGCCGGAGCCGCUACAGAGGAGUGAGGUUAUGGCGGACCUCAAGCGCAAGUGCACGACACUGCGUAAUCGUACGGAAGAACAGCUUAUACACGCAUAUUCGCGUAGUAUAGUUAUCUCUGCAUCCGAGAUCGUUGUGCGACCGACAGUACGAGCUCCCCAGGGAACGUCGACAUUCCCCCUCUCGGCUAUUAUCACUUCCCUGUCUCCCGCCGCACUCUCCUCGCACGUAUCGACUCUGCGAAGGGACAUUAUUGCUCACUGCGUCGACUAUGUGCUAAAACAGCCCAUCACGAUCGAGCAAACCACCUCCAACGACAUCUCUGGCCCUGCGGAACACAAACUAUCCAUGUACCCUGCGCCGCCACAAGAAGAAGAUAUAACCUUCCGUGUCGAACGUCUUACAACUGUGGCGACGUUCCUCACCGAGCACCUCUUUCCCCAUUUCCCCGAGCCUGAGCGCAAGUCACUAGCGCUAUCCAUCUGCACGCCAAUACGCACGGCUAUCCUCAACCACUUGCUGCUGCCUAACCUGCCCUCGUCAUUAGCGAAGUUACCAGGCUACCUGCAGCUGGCAAAGCGUGCUGUCCGGGCGGAAGACGAUGUCAUUGUGGCAAUGCUAGGGGAUACAACUGGCGAACGGAGUGUCGGCGGGUGGGUAGACGCCGUCGGGCUGCACUAUGAGCGGAAGCGCCGAGCCGAGAUCCUCGACAGGGCUCGCGUCAUUGUCGUCAGCCCUCCGGACGACAGCAGCUCGUUCCGCGUGGAGGUACCCCUGGUCAUCGAGGAGGCAGCCCCGCCUGCUCUGUCUGAAAUCAAAGCGCCCGUGACGAACGGCGCGACAAAUGGGCACAAGACAAACGGAGACGCGGGUAUUGUUGUCGAUACCGAGGAGGCUGAGGUUGCUUGGGACUUUGAGGACGACACGCCUGUCGAGAGCGAGUCUUCCGGGGACGGCUGGGGCUUCGAGGAUGACGUUGAGCCUGAGCCCGAACCUACGCCCGAAGUCGAGGUCUCUCAACCACCAGAACCGGAACCAGCAGAAACAGAAGAGCCGCUUGAGGAGGACGAUCCAUGGGGCUGGACUGACGAUUCCGCGCCUGCUCCCGCCAACGACGAGGCGCCUGAAGAGGAUGACCCUUGGGGCGAUGCCUGGGACGAGAAGCCUAAGCAGGUAGUACUCAGCCCGGUACCUGCGCUGAAGCCUGCAAAGGGCCUACAGAAAUUCUCGAAGAGUGUACCAAACUCCCCCGCAUUCCCACCACCGAGGAGUCCUGCUAUCCAGCAGCCGCUCACACCCCAACCCAAUACGUUCAAGAAUCCGCCACAGCCACCGCCUGCACCUUUAGUAGUGAAGCCAGUACGCGUCACGGAGUCUUUCCUUGUGUCCGGACGGACGAAGGAGCUUCUGCGGCUCGUUGAAGACGUCCUUCGCGAGGGGGCUGACCUGGUCUCCUCUGGUAUCCUGGCAUCCUACGCGUCCACUUCGCCGGGAAGUGUAAUGAUGCAGGCGGCACCUAUGGCGCUCGAGCUCUUCCGAGCACUAGUUCCUGUCGCCAAUGCGAAUGUGCUCCAGCAGUCUGCAAGGGAGGCUAUGCGGUUCUCGAACGACUGCUCCUUUGUGGGCCAGGAGCUGCAGCAGAUGGUCGCGAAGUUGAGUGGACCCAAGGCGACUGCACGAGACAAGCUGGAGGAGGGAUUGGAGACUCUCAAGCUCCUUGCUGACAGCUGGUUCGAAGAUGCGAUUGCUCGCGAGGAGCGGUCGAUUGAGGAACUGCUGGAUGGCGCGCGAGGCUUUAUCGAUACCACGCACCAGGAGCGCUAUGAUGAGUGCGAGAGCGCAGUCAACGAAGUGCUCCGACGCAUUCGCAGGGUUUCCCCGCAAUGGAAGACGGUCUUGGCGAAGAGCAAGUACUAUGACGCGCUGGGCGCCGUGGUGCAGACAGCCAUCUCGCGUAUCCUGAGGGACGUGCUCACGCUGGAGGACAUAACGGAAGUCGAAUCGCACCGGCUCAGCGAAAUCUGCCACAUUCUGAACGCGUUGGAGGGGCUGUUCAUGGAAGACCCUGACCAUCCAUCGUUCGUCGUGUCGUAUGUCCCCUCGUGGUUGAAGUUCUCGUACCUUUCCGAGCUGCUGGAGGCCUCUAUCGCUGACAUCUCCUACUUGUUCGAAGAAGGCGCGCUUGUGGACUUCGAGAUCGAGGAGCUUGUAAAGCUCGUGCGGGCCCUAUUCGCCGACACGCCUCUGAGGGCCAAUACGAUCAACAGGCUGCUGCAGGGACACCCCGGGCGCGGAUCAUAGCGUCUUCUUUGGACUGUGCCUAUCAUGCUUUGGUUCCCUCGCUUCUGCACUGUACGUACCCUUGCUUACCUUCUGGACGGUAUAUUAUCACGGAUCAUCGGCGUACGUCAUUCGACUUUCCCAAUAAUCUAACAUGAGUCGGGUCGCGAAGGGGUUGGUUCGCAGGCGGCAGCAUGCCGCAGCCGUAUUCAUUAUACAAGACUGGAUUUCGAGCUCCGACUUAUCCCCCCUCACAGAAACGUGAGUUCGCGAAUCUGCUUCUCCAUCGGUUCUUUCUGCUCGUGGCCUACCGCAGUACCCCUGCAACACAUCCUCGAGGCGCAGAAGACAGGAAUUAUAGAGAUACACACUAUCGACCUCUAUGUUUCCAUCGCGCCUGCGACCAUCUCC